Molecule: messenger RNA, 1174 nt
Organism: Marmota monax (woodchuck)
Lineage: Eukaryota; Metazoa; Chordata; Mammalia; Rodentia; Sciuridae
Gene: Mrps11
Product: mitochondrial ribosomal protein S11
Exons: 7
Coding region: 188-766 (192 amino acids)
Biological process (GO): maturation of SSU-rRNA from tricistronic rRNA transcript (SSU-rRNA, 5.8S rRNA, LSU-rRNA); ribosomal small subunit assembly; translation
Cellular component (GO): mitochondrial small ribosomal subunit; ribosome
Molecular function (GO): small ribosomal subunit rRNA binding; structural constituent of ribosome; mRNA 5'-UTR binding
Source: RefSeq, a predicted model, not a curated record
CAAGAUCAGGAAGAGUACUAUCCCAAGAACUAUUGGAACAAACCAUUCCUAUAUGGCGGGUGGUGCAGGUGAAAUUCUCAUAUUAGAACAUUAAAAGGGGAAGCGAGUCCCAGGCGCUCAAGGUGCUGGCGUCACUCCAGCUACGCCGGAAGCGGCCGACCGGAGCUGACUGGGGUCAAUUCAAGUCAUGCAGGUUGUGAGAAACGCGGGGUCGAGGAUCUUGCAGUCAUGGGCGAGGACCUCGACGAUCGGGGUUGUAGUCCGAGGCCCAUCCCGGACUGUCCACACCGGAGCCCAGUUACUGCAAGAUGCGGCGGCCAAGCCGGAAGUUGAGGAGGUAGCUCCGAGCCAGAAGAGCUUCAGCAUUUACCCUCCAGUUCCAGGCCAGGAGAGCUCUCUGAGAUGGGCAGGAAAGAAAUUUGAGGAGAUCCCAAUCGCACACAUUAAAGCAUCCUACAACAACACACAGAUUCAGGUGGUCUCUGCCACUCACCAGCCCCUGGCCUUUGCUUCCUGUGGCACUGAGGGGUUUCGGAAUGCCAAGAAGGGCACAGGCAUCGCAGCACAGACAGCGGGCAUAGCUGCAGCAGCAAAAGCUACAGGAAAGGGUGUGACCCAUAUCCGAGUGGUGGUGAAAGGCCUGGGGCCAGGGCGCUGGUCUGCCAUCAAAGGACUGACUAUGGGGGGCCUAGAAGUGAUCUCAAUCACGGACAACACCCCCAUCCCACACAACGGUUGCCGCCCUAGGAAGGCUCGGAGGCUGUAAUGGGAAGAAAGCCUGCUUGGAGCCUGACCUCAAGUCUCACCUUCAGCUGGACCUUGUAGGAAGCUCCUGGCCAAGGUGCCUCCAGAAGAAGGCCUGCUGGAGACCCGUCUGGCUCUCACACAACGAGCUCUGCCUCCGCAUACCACAGCCUUUGCCGGCUUCUCCAACAGAGGGGAAUGUGCCCCACAAGCAAGUUCAGACCUCUCCUGCAUUGUCAGGGCUAACUUUAGCAUGCCCACUAACUGUGAAGUCUUCUUCCAUCCAGAGGUGGACAGCAAAAAGCUCUCCAUCGGGAGCCAAAUUACAAGUCACAUGCUUCUCUCGUACACAGGAGAGCUGAAGGGGCAGCUGAGGCCCAGGCUCCAGUCUCUGCUUUGUGAAAAUAAAAGACCAUCUGUACCAUCUGUA